AUCACUAUCACUUCUCAUCAUCUUCUCUCUCCUCUGAAAUUAUCAAAUUCUCAAAAUACAAAAAUGUCGGGCCGUGGUAAGGGGGGCAAGGGGCUGGGAAAGGGCGGAGCAAAGCGUCACAGGAAGGUGUUGCGCGACAACAUUCAGGGAAUUACCAAGCCGGCUAUUCGGCGUUUGGCCCGUAGAGGUGGUGUGAAGCGUAUCAGUGGCCUCAUCUACGAAGAAACUCGCGGUGUACUCAAAAUCUUUCUCGAGAAUGUCAUCCGUGAUGCUGUCACUUACACUGAGCACGCUCGUCGGAAGACUGUUACCGCCAUGGAUGUUGUGUAUGCUCUGAAGAGGCAAGGCCGUACUCUCUAUGGUUUUGGCGGUUAGUUUUAGGGUUUUUGAAAUUCGGAAGUUAGGGUUUACAUUUUGUUGGAAAUUGAUGUUGGAGUAGUAAUGAAUCUUUUUAUGUAAAUGGUGUUAUUUGUUUUGAUUCGAUGGAAAAUUGAAUGAAAUAGUAAUUUCUUCUGAUUUUGAAA
This is a messenger RNA of Spinacia oleracea (spinach), 524 nucleotides long. RefSeq names its product histone H4. The coding region runs from base 64 to 375 and encodes 103 amino acids. Lineage: Eukaryota; Viridiplantae; Streptophyta; Magnoliopsida; Caryophyllales; Amaranthaceae. Gene Ontology annotation, molecular function: protein heterodimerization activity; structural constituent of chromatin; DNA binding. The transcript has a single exon. Gene Ontology annotation, cellular component: nucleosome. The record is from RefSeq and is a predicted model, not a curated record.